Messenger RNA from Aethalodelphis obliquidens (Pacific white-sided dolphin), 3356 nucleotides. It is a transcript of the gene FCRL5, whose product is annotated as Fc receptor like 5. The record is from RefSeq and is a predicted model, not a curated record. NCBI's taxonomy places the organism in Eukaryota, Metazoa, Chordata, Mammalia, Artiodactyla, Delphinidae. Gene Ontology annotation, molecular function: transmembrane signaling receptor activity. The annotation marks the transcript as partial. The transcript is spliced from 14 exons. Gene Ontology annotation, cellular component: external side of plasma membrane. Gene Ontology annotation, biological process: cell surface receptor signaling pathway; immune response.
UGGGGACUGCAGGCCACUCCACCUCAGAUUCUUUCUCUUUCAUCCACAGCAGUUUUCCUCCAUUCUCCAUGGACCACUGUCUUCCAAGGAGAGAAUGUGACACUGACUUGCAAAGCAUUUCACUUGGAUGCAUCAGAGGAAAUAAAAUGGUACCGUUGGUAUCUUCUGGAAAAAACACAAAGUGAAACCUCAGGAAACACCCAUGAGGUCCAUGAAUCUGGAGAUUACAGAUGCCAGGCCCAGGACUCACCCCUGAGUAAUCGUGUGGGCUUGCUCUUUUCUCCAGCCAACCUGAUCCUGCAGGCUCCACUUGAUGUGUUUGAAGAAGAAUCUGUAAUUCUGAGAUGCCGAGCAAAGGCAAACACAGUACUGAAAACUAUAAAGCUGUACAAGAAUGAAAAAGUCCUGGAAGAUCACACUGUGGAGAUACCAGUGGGAAUGUUGACUGACUUCCAUAUUCAUCAGGCAAGUCUGAAGGACAACGGCAAAUAUCACUGUACUGGAGUUAAGGAAGAUGAUCAGUUGGUUUCUUCAAACUCGGUCAAAAUCGAAGUCCAAGAGCUGUUUCCACGUCCUGUGCUGAGAGCCAGCUCCACCCAGCCCACUGAAGGAGGAGCAGUGACUCUGACCUGUGAGACCCAGCUCUCUCCACAGAGGCCAGAUGUCCAGCUCCAGUUUCACUUCUUCAGAGACAGAAGGUCCCUGGGGUCAGGCUGGGGAAGCUCUCCAGAAUUCUGGAUCCGCACCAUAUGGAGAGAAAACUCAGGGUCUUACUGGUGCCAGGCACAGAGCAUGAAUCCCUCUGUCCAGAAACAGAGCCAGAGAUUACAGAUACAGGUGAAAAAAGUUGUUCCUGACAUCCGUAUAUACCCUCACCCAGAGUUGGUGUUUGAAGGGCAGGAGCUGGUGCUCAUCUGCUCAGUAAAUGGAGUUCCAGGCCCCAUCACAGUUUCUUGGUACAGUAAAUUCAAGCUGAGGAGAGAAAGAAAGCUUCACACUUCCUCAAAAACAGAGUUCAAGAUCCCUGUGGUGCAAAACAUACAUGAUGGAGAGUAUUAUUGUGUUGCCAACAAUAGUCAUUCCUCCUUCCGCAGUGACCCAGUGACCAUCAAUGUGAAAGUCCCCGUGUCUCAACCUGUCCUCACCCUCAGCCCUCCUGGGACCCGGACUUUUAUGGGAGAUGAGGUGAGCUUUGACUGUGAAGCUCAGAGAGGUUCUCUGCCCAUCUGGUAUCAGUUUUUUCAUGAAGGUGUGCUGCUCAUGAAGAUAGAAGCUACUUUAUGGAGAACAAUGUCCUAUAGAUUCUUUCUGACUGAAGAGCAUUCUGGGAACUACUACUGCACAGCUGACAAUGGCCUUGGCCUCCAGAGCAGUGAGACCCUGAGACUCUCUGUCACCAUUCCAGUAUCUCGCCCCAUCCUCACCCUCAGGACUCCCAGGGCCCAGGCUGUGGUGGGGGACAUGGUAGAGCUUCACUGUAAGGCAUGGAGAGGCUCUCCCCCAAUCCUGUACCAGUUUUAUCAUGAGGAUGCCAGCCUGGAGAGCAGCUCAAGCACCUCUGGAAGGGGAGCUUCCUUCAACCUCCUUCUGACGGCAGAGCAUUCUGGGAACUAUUUCUGUGAGGCCAACAAUGGCCAGGGGUUCCAGCGCAGUAACACAGUGUCACUCAGUGUCAGAGUUCCAGUGUCUCAGCCUGUCCUCACCCUCAGGGCUUCCAGGGCCCAGACUGUGGUGGGGGACAUGAUAGAGCUUCACUGUGAGGCCCAGAGAGGCUCUCCCCCGAUCCUGUACCAGUUUUAUCACAAGGAUGUCGCUGUGGGAAACAGCUCAGCUCCCUUGGGAGGGGGAGCAUCCUUCUGCCUCUCUCUGACCACGAACCAUUCUGGAAACUACUCCUGUAAGGCCGACAAUGGCCUGGGGGUCCAGCAGAGUGAGGUGAUGCUACUCAGUGUCAUAGUUCCAGUGUCUCGCCCUAUCCUCACCCUCAGGGCCCCCAGGGCCCAGGCUGUGGUGGGGGAUGUGGUGGAGCUUCACUGUGAGGCCCAGAGAGGCUCUCCCCCAAUCCUGUACCAGUUUUAUCACAAGAAUGUCACCCUAGAGAGCAGCAUGUCCCACUCUGGACAAGGAGUGUCCCUCAACCUCUCACUGACUGCAAAUCAUUCUGGAACCUACUCCUGUGAGGCCGACAAUGGCCUGGGUCCCCAGUGCAGUGAGGCAGUGACACUUUCCAUCACAGGGCUGACAGGGAGCAGAAGUGGCCCUGUUGCCACCGGUGUCACCGGGGGGCUGCUCAGCAUGAUGGGUCUCGCUGCCAUAGCACUGUUGUUCUACUGCUGGCUCCCGAGAAAAGCAGGAAGAAAGCCUACAUUUGACUCCUCCAGGAAUCAGUCAGCUUCAGACCCACAAGAGCCCACCUACCACAAUGUACCAAGCUGGAUAGAACUACAACCAGUGUACAGCAAUGUAAAUCCUAACAGAGGAGACGUGGUGUACUCGGAAGUCCGGACCGUGAAGGUGGAGAACAAACAGGCAGCCUCUGACCCAGAGCUUCUCAAGAACACGGAUUCCUGCGUCAUCUACUCCCAGGUGAAGGGGGCUUACACCGCAGCCCCUAAGCCCCAGCUCUUGGCUGCAUCCCCUCCUCAAAGAUGAGUCCACGCAGCUCCCGACUGCUGUCUCAGCCUCUGCACCCAAAAACCACCCUUGGGGGAGAAGGGACAUCAAAGCAGGAAGAUUUAAACCUUGGGUCCUAGACCCAAGGCCACACCCAGCAACCUGUGCAUCAAGUGCCCACACCCUAGUGUGAACAGAACACAGGGCCCCGCAGGACUCCCGCCUAUUUCCAAAGUGACAACCCUGGCCCAGUGGUCUUUUUCUUAAUGACAUGUGCUCCCAACCCAGGGCCCAUGAUGUUGCCUGGCUUCCUUAAUGAACUUCAGCUUUGGUCACUAUUCCGAGUCCUACCCCCAUACACAUCCCCACCAUUCCUCCAUGAGGACUGCCCCUAAAAUCUGCCACGGAUAACCUGCUUUCAGUGGGUGCUUUUCUCAGCUGCAGUCAGUCUGGUAAGGCUACAGUGGGCUCUGCCCAAUGGGACAGCACACACCGCUGGAGACAUGGACACUGCGCUCGUCAUGGACCUCCCCAUGAUGGGACUGCAUUCCACACUCCCCCUGUCUGUCUGAAACUCUAAGCUCAGAAUCUGACACCAGGAUAACUCCUCUCCUGCCCAUGUGCCAAUAUCUACCUGCCCAAGUAAGUGGACUUCACACCUUAGGCCCUAGAUCCUUCCCUUCCUGCCAGAAGUAACCCAGGACAGUCAAGGCCAGGAGGACCAGAGAUGCAGAUAGAAUACA